AUGGAGCAGCCAGUCCUCGCCAUCACCUCCACCUCAGUAAGGGAAGACCCGGGGCGUGGAAAUUCGUUAGUCAUGGCCUCGAAACGAACUCGGAAGACUUCAUCUUUUGAAAGAGAGGGGUGGUGGAGAAUAGCAUUAACAAGUACUCCUAUACCUGGCACUUAUCACUUGAAAACUUUUAUAGAAGAAUCCCUAUUAAAUCCAGUGAUAGCAACCUACAAUUUUAAAAAUGAAGGAAGGAAAAAGCCACCUCUUGUGCAAAGAAACAAUCCAGUCAUAAAUGAUCUUCCACUGUACAUGCCUCCUGAUUUCCUGGACCUGUUAAAGAAGCAAAUGGCCUCUUACUCAUUCAAAGACAAACCACGGCCAAGCCCCAGCAAACUAGUUUACAAAGAUCAGUCACUUCAGCUUUCCCCAGGGCAAUACGAUGUACUUCCUACACCAGUUCCCAAGUACGCUUCCAGGAACUUUGUAUUUCGUUCAACAGUUCAAAGAUUGCCAACAAGCUGCUUCACUCCUCAUGAAGGCCCGGGACCAGGUCAUUAUGACUUGAAAAUACCUUCAGCAAGUUCUAUUACUUCUUGUUUUCAGUCCAGAGUACCUCGAUUCCUGCCCAGCUGUUCAAAAACCCCGGGCCCAGGAGCAUAUACACCUUCUGUACAAUUCCCUAAGCAGUCCCCAACUGUAGCCAAAAUGGGCCGAGAACACAGCCUUUUCUUCAACAACACAAUUGGCUUUUAA
This is a messenger RNA of Cynocephalus volans (Philippine flying lemur), 741 nucleotides long. RefSeq names its product sperm-tail PG-rich repeat containing 4 (gene STPG4). Lineage: Eukaryota; Metazoa; Chordata; Mammalia; Dermoptera; Cynocephalidae. Gene Ontology annotation, molecular function: histone binding; chromatin binding. The transcript is spliced from 7 exons. Gene Ontology annotation, biological process: epigenetic programing of male pronucleus. The coding region runs from base 1 to 741 and encodes 246 amino acids. The record is from RefSeq and is a predicted model, not a curated record. Gene Ontology annotation, cellular component: germinal vesicle; female pronucleus; male pronucleus.